CGAAUUUCUUUUGUUUUUCCGAUGAGUAGCCACUCGCCGCGAUCUCUAUCAGACGGUACUUGGGCAGUAUUCUCCCCCUUGACCCCCUCCCCUUCCCUUUUUCUAACGUCUUAAUGAUGGCGGAGGACAGCGAAUCCGCCGCCAGUCAGCAGAGCUUGGAGCUGGACGACCAGGAUACUUGCGGGAUAGACGGGGACAACGAGGAGGAGAACGAGAACGCGCAAGGGAGUCCUGGCGGGGAUUUGGGGGCCAAGAGAAAGAAGAAGAAGCAGAAGAGGAAGAAAGAAAAGCCAAGCUCUGGAGGAGCCAAAUCAGACUCUGCCUCUGACUCUCAGGAGAUCAAGAAUCCUGGCUUGCCGAUCCAGAAGCUGCAGGACAUCCAAAGAGCUAUGGAGCUGCUGUCCUGUCAAGGCCCAGCUAAGAGCAUUGAUGAGGCAGCCAAGCACAAAUAUCAGUUCUGGGACACACAGCCGGUGCCCAAGUUAAAUGAGGUGGUGACGAGUCACGGCCCGAUCGAAGCUGAGAAAGAAAAUAUCCGACAGGAGCCUUAUUCCUUACCUCAAGGCUUCAUGUGGGACACUCUAGAUCUCAGCAAUUCGGAUGUACUGAAGGAACUGUACACGUUGUUAAACGAGAACUAUGUGGAGGAUGACGAUAACAUGUUCAGAUUUGAUUAUUCGCCAAGCUUCCUCAAAUGGGCUUUACGUCCGCCUGGUUGGUUACCUCAGUGGCACUGCGGAGUGAGAGUCUCCUCAAACAAGAAGCUCGUCGGCUUCAUCAGUGCCAUUCCUGCAGACAUCCGUGUUUAUGACACGUUGAAGAGGAUGGUGGAAAUCAACUUCCUCUGUGUCCACAAGAAGCUGCGUUCAAAGCGUGUGGCGCCGGUGCUCAUCAGAGAGAUCACGCGGCGGGUCAACCUGGAAGGAAUAUUUCAGGCGGUUUACACAGCAGGCGUCGUGCUGCCUAAACCAGUUUCCACAUGCAGGUAUUGGCAUCGUUCUCUAAAUCCCAGAAAGCUUGUGGAAGUUAAGUUCUCUCACCUGAGCAGAAACAUGACGCUGCAAAGAACCAUGAAACUCUACAGACUACCAGAUAGCACCAAGACAGCAGGGCUACGGCCGAUGGAGCGGCGCGACAUCCGGCAGGUGACCGAACUGCUGCAGAGGUUCUUGAGACGCUUCCAGCUAGCGCCGUCCAUGAGCGACGAGGAGGUGGCUCACUGGCUCCUUCCUCAGGAAAACAUCAUAGACACAUAUGUCAUCGAGGGUGCUGGUGGCGUCUUGACCGACUUUGCUAGUUUCUACACUCUACCCUCCACGGUGAUGCAUCACCCCCUGCAUCGGAGCUUGAAGGCUGCAUAUUCCUUUUACAAUGUUCACACACAAACGCCGCUACUGGACUUAAUGAAUGACGCCCUGAUCCUUGCCAAACUGAAAGGCUUUGAUGUGUUCAAUGCCUUGGAUCUAAUGGAGAAUAAAGUUUUUCUGGAAAAGCUCAAGUUUGGUAUAGGAGAUGGAAAUCUGCAGUAUUACCUCUACAACUGGAAAUGUCCCUCUAUGGACGCUGAUAAGGUUGGCCUGGUCCUUCAGUAGCCCCCGUGCCUUGAAGGCUGCUACAGACACAUAUACACACACACACACACAAACACACUGAUACACGAUGAGGACACAAGGUCUGGCAAUUACGUACCUGCACACACAAGGUCGCCCAUGCCAGACUACGGUGAGAAAAACAACCUUUAUUCUGGGAAGAUGUUUAUUUUUUUUUCCACCACUGGCGCUUUUUUUCCAGCUCACUUGCAGGUAAAAAUCAAUUACCGUAAAAAAAAAAAAAAAAAAAAAUCCUCAACAAUUUGAAUGUGAACGUCAUGUUAUGCCUGAUACGUACGCUCACGUUUGAAACAAACCAGUUUGGCAUGCACAGAUAUCACUGGCAUGCCGUUGUCGUCAUAAACAGUAUGGAAAUCCGACAACUUCAUUAGUUGGCAACUCCUCUCUCUUUUUUUUUUUUUUGGAAGUUAAGUUGUCCCUCGCUACUACUGCAUCUCACCAAUAGAGGGCUGUUCAUGCAAUAUAUAUCAUUCCACUGCUGGGUACUUCAAUUUAUUUUGUUCUCGGUACAUACAGACUUGUACACUGUCACACGGUCAUAAAACCAACUGGUGCAUUGACUUUUUUUUUUUUUUCUCAAUAUGAAACAUUGAGUUACAUGUACAGCAUGAAGCCAUGUACUCAGUUUAGGACUUUUUUUUUUUUUUUUUUUUAAUGAAGAAUGUAUUACAUCAAUGAAGCACAAUUUUUCAGUUUCAAAAAGGUCCUCAAGGUGGCCGAUGUUUGGAAAAAAAAAUGCUGUGGUACUUCUCAGUGUGAAAGUGAGCUGCUACCAUGUUACAAUAUGUAGUAAAUAGCCUUUAAAGCCAUGGGUAUUUUUGGGGUUGAAAAUUUUCCAUGUCCCACUGUUCAUUGUUUCUGUACUUUUUGCAUAACUUGUUUUGCUGAGUGGUCAUGAUCACGACGGGUGUUUGAUUCAUGAAUAAACCAUUACAUUUCCU
Molecule: messenger RNA, 2551 nt
Organism: Hippocampus comes (tiger tail seahorse)
Lineage: Eukaryota; Metazoa; Chordata; Actinopteri; Syngnathiformes; Syngnathidae
Gene: nmt2
Product: N-myristoyltransferase 2
Exons: 12
Coding region: 114-1592 (492 amino acids)
Biological process (GO): N-terminal peptidyl-glycine N-myristoylation
Cellular component (GO): cytoplasm
Molecular function (GO): glycylpeptide N-tetradecanoyltransferase activity
Source: RefSeq, a predicted model, not a curated record